UCUUGAGCGAGCUCUUAACCAACUGAGCCACUCUCUGUGACCUCUUUGUGUUACUAGUGACAGCCUCCGUAACCCUGUGUGGCCUAGACCGGGCUUCCCUUCAUGGCCUCUAUAAGCUGUUACAUCCCUGAGUCCCUGUGACCCCUGUGCUCCAGUCAUUUUGCAGACCUGCAGAGGCGGUGGCAAUGCUGUCGGGCACCCUAGCAUCGGCAGCAGAAUACGAAGACGCGGAGCUGCGGUGUCGCGUGGCAGUGGAGGAGCUGAGCCCGGGUGGGCAGCCGCGAAGGCGCCAGGCCCUACGCACUGCGGAGCUAAGCCUGGGCCGUAACGAGCGCCGCGAGUUGAUGCUAAGACUGCAGGCACCGGGGCUGGCUGGGCUGCCGCGCUGCUUCCCCCUGCGCGCUGCGCGCCUCUUCACGCGCUUCGCCUCGGCGGGGCGCAGCACUCUGCGGCUCCCCGCGUAUGGCGCUUCUCCAGCGGGAGCUGUGCAGCUGCUGCUCUCCGACUGCCCCCCGGAUCGCCUGCGCCGCUUCUUACGCACGCUGCGCCUCAAGCUGGCUGCGGCUCCAGGGCCCCGGCCGGCUUCUGCCCGCAAGCAGCUGCUUGGCCCGCGGCCCCACGACUUCGUCACCAUCAGCCCUGUGCAGCCCGAGGAGCUACGGCGCGCGGCGGCCACCCGGGUCCCGGACGCCACGCCGGUGAAGCAGUCCACGGAGCCCCUGGCUGGGGUCAACCCAAAUACCGAAGCCCCAAGGUGGCCCCUGCCUGUGAAGAGGCUGAGCUUGCCUCCUACCAAACCACAGCUUUCUGAGGAACAGGCUGAGGUGCUGAGAGUCGUCCUGAAAGGCCAGAGCAUUUUCUUCACUGGGAGUGCAGGGACAGGGAAGUCUUAUCUGCUGAAGCGUAUCCUGGGCUCACUGCCUCCCACAGGCACUGUGGCCACUGCCAGCACUGGGGUGGCAGCCUGCCACAUAGGGGGUACCACCCUCCAUGCUUUUGCAGGUAUUGGUUCAGGUCGGGCUCCUCUGGCCCAGUGUGUGGCCCUGGCCCAGCGGCCAGGUGUGCGGCAGGGCUGGCUGAGCUGCCAGCGGCUGGUCAUUGACGAGAUCUCCAUGGUAGAGGCGGACCUGUUUGACAAGCUGGAGGCUGUGGCCAGAGCUGUCCGGCAGCAGAACAAGCCAUUUGGAGGGAUCCAGCUCAUCAUCUGUGGGGACUUCCUGCAGCUGCCUCCUGUAACCAAGGGCUCCCAGCUCCCGCAGUUCUGCUUCCAGGCAAAGAGCUGGAAGAGGUGUGUCCCUGUGACCCUGGAGCUGACCAAGGUGUGGAGGCAGACGGACCAGACCUUCAUCUCUCUGCUACAGGCUGUCAGGCUGGGCAGGUGCUCAGAUGAGGUGACCUACCAGCUCCAGGCCACAGCCACCCACAAGGUGGGGCGAGAUGGCAUUGUGGCCACAAGGCUCUGUACCCACCAGGAUGAUGUGGCCCUUACCAAUGAGAGGCGGCUGCAGGAAUUGCCAGGUGAAGUACACAGCUUUGAGGCCAUGGAUAGUGACCCUGAGCAAGCCCGGACCCUGGAUGCCCAGUGUCCCGUUAGCCAGCUCCUUCAGCUAAAGCUGGGGGCCCAGGUGAUGCUGGUGAAAAACUUAGCAGUGUCCCGGGGCCUGGUGAAUGGUGCCCGAGGAGUGGUAGUCGGGUUCGAGACCCAGGGGAGAGGGCUGCCCCAGGUGCGGUUCCUGUGUGGCGUCACUGAGGUCAUCCGUGCUGACCGCUGGACGGUGCAGACCACUGGGGGCCCGCUCCUCAGCCGGCAGCAGCUGCCCCUCCAGCUGGCCUGGGCAAUGUCCAUCCACAAAAGCCAGGGCAUGUCCCUAGAUUGUGUGGAGAUCUCUCUGGGCCGUGUGUUUGCCAGCGGCCAAGCCUACGUGGCCCUUUCCCGGGCCCGCAGCCUGCAGAGCCUGCGUGUGCUGGACUUUGACCCCAUGGUGGUUCGAUGUGACCCCCGCGUGCUGCGCUUCUAUGCUACCCUGCAGCGAGGCAGGGGCCUUGGCCUGGAGUCCCCAGAUGACGAUGAGGCAGCCUCAGACCAGGAGAAUGUGGACCCAAACCUUUGAGCCGCAAAGAGAAGAUAAAAGAUUGUCUUCCCUUCUUCAGCUCCCAGUGGGGCAGGACACCCGGGGGGAGAAUGGGGAGGGCGAUCAGUGCCCCUUUCUCCCUUCAUGAAGGGCUGUCAGCCUCCUGGCAGGGCUCAAGGGAGAAUGCUUCCCACCCAUUUGCCAGCUGUGCCUCAGUUUCGCCCCUUGUCCUGGGCGAGCUGCUUCUAGGAUCAGGAGUAACCUUUUCUGAGCCAGUUGGGAAUGGGCCUGUGGUGGGUGUCUGGUGUCAGAGGACAGAGCUGUCUGCAAGGGCCGGCCGCAGGGCCACACAGUCAUGAAUGCUGCCCCCUUUGGGCAUCGGAGGAGAGAGGCAGGUGCUCCAGGAGCAGGAAGAGGCCCUAUGUAGGGGUUCUUCGGAAACUCAGGCAAAGUACAUGCCCCACACAGAGAGGGGAACCUGGGGGUAUCUUCACAGCUAGACCCAGCCUAGCACAGUCAGGACAAACACCCUCCUGGACCUGGCAUGAGAACAUGCACUACAAAGUGUGCGCCCGUAUCUUAAGCUGCUUUGGGGGGAAGAAAAAGUGUGUGGGGAGAUUGAAAUGGAUGUUCUCAGAUUGUAUUUAU
Hipposideros armiger (great roundleaf bat) is the source of this 2720-nucleotide messenger RNA. RefSeq names its product PIF1 5'-to-3' DNA helicase (gene PIF1). Gene Ontology annotation, biological process: telomere maintenance; DNA repair. The coding region runs from base 186 to 2111 and encodes 641 amino acids. The transcript is spliced from 12 exons. Gene Ontology annotation, molecular function: DNA helicase activity. The record is from RefSeq and is a predicted model, not a curated record. Lineage: Eukaryota; Metazoa; Chordata; Mammalia; Chiroptera; Hipposideridae.